AUGUGGGUACUGCCUGGGGGCCCCGUGCAGCUGCCCCUGGAGGCGCCGCUAGCUGCUGCAGGGCCAGAGAACUCUUUGCUGCUGCAGAAGCAUCCUUGGGAUGGGCUGUGGGGCCCAGGGCCCCUGCAGCUCCGUGCCCAGCAGCAGCAGCAGCAGCAGCAGCAGCAGUUCCAGCAGCAGCAGCAGCAGCAGCAGCAGGCACGGAGGCCCCUCGGGGAGUUCUGCUGCUGCGGGCGGCUUAUUGCUGCUCCGUUUGAAGUCGAGGCCCCUGAGGGCCGCUGCUUUUCAACAGAAGAAGUAGAUUGCACUGUGGCUUCGCUGCAGCAGCAGCAGCAGCAGCACAGGCGUUUGCUGCUGCUGCAGAGCUGCUGCAGCAGCAGCAGCAGCACAGCCAACGGGGGCUUCUCGCCCCUAUCUAGCAGCCCGUGGAGCAGCCUGGGGGCCUUCAAAGACCCCCAGCAGUGGCCUCCGGGCCCAGCAGCAGCAGCAGCAGCAGCAGCAGCAGCAGCAAGCACUGCUGCUGCUGCUGCUGCUGCUGCUGCUGCGCCUUCCUACGGCUCUGCCGCGCUCCCCCUGGCCCCCCAGCUGCCCCCGCCCCUGGACCCUUUUCUCUGCGCGGCCCUGGCCUCCGAGAGGGGCCCCCUGUGGGGGCCCCCUGGGGGCCCCCCCCUGUGGGGGGCCCCCCCGGGGGGGCCCCUGUGGGGCCCCCCGGGGGGCCCCCAGGGGGGCCCCCAGGGGCCCCUGCGCUCGCUUGACCUGCCCGAGGCGCUGCAGCACCGCAGGCUGCAGCAACCCAUGGACUGGGGGCCCCUCUCUAGUCGAUUUGUUACUUCUUUAGUUUCUACAGUUUAUGUUGCUGCAACAGACCCCACAUGUGCCCCUAUAGGGGAGCCCACGGCCCUGUGGCCGGCGUCUCCGGCGCAGCAGCAGCAGCAGCAGCUGCAGCAGGAGCCGCAGCAGCAGCAGCAGCUGCAGCAGCAGCUCAUGCAGCAGCAGCUGCUGCUCGUGGGCGACGGAGACCUGCGGCCCAUGGACACCCCGAGGUUCCUCGAAGGGGCCCUGGGCGCUGCUGCUGCUGCUGCUGCUGCUGCGGACUUCGGGGGGCCCCCUGCUGCGCUGCUGUCCCCAGCCACAGAGGCGGAGGGGGGCCCCCGUGCUGCGCAGCAAGAAGACCCUAGGGGCCCCCUGCCCUGCCGCAGCAGCGUGACUUGUGUGCAGUUUGCUGCAGCAGACGAGGCGCUGCUGGCUCUGGGGUUUGAGUCGGGGGCCCUGGAGCUGUGGCUGCUGCCGCCCGUGCAGGGAGCAGCAGCAGCAGCAGCAGCAGCAGCUGUGGGGCCCCCCGAGGCAGGGGGCCUCUGCUCGCCUUUAGCUGCUAGCCGCUGCGUUGCUGCUGCUGCUGCUCACUCGCCUGGGGCAGCUCCCUGCGGCACGGAGCAGCGCAGCGCGCUUCUCGAGGCCCUCGCGGCCUUCCAGCAGCAGCCGCAGCAGCAGCAGCAGCAGCAGCAGCAGCAGCAGCAGCACUGCAGCAACUGGGAGGGCCUCAAAGGCUCCCCCGAAGUCUCUGCCCUCAGCUGGCACCCCAAAGAGCUGCUGCUGGCAGCAGCGCAUGCAGAUGGCCGCGUGGAGUUGUGGGAAGUGCAAGUGCAGCGCAGCUGGGCCUCCCCGCCCCACGCAGCAGCAGCAGCAGCAGCAGCAGCAGCAGCAGCAGCAGCUGGAGAGGCCCGAGUGACCCUGCAGCACCUGCACUCCUUCCUCUUCGCCUGCCCGCUCUUGGGGCCCUCUCUGCUGGUCCAAAGCGCCCUGGGGCCCCUCCCAGGGGGGCCCCCCGAGGCAGCAGCAAGGGGGCCCCCCGAAGCAGCAGCAGGGGGGCCCCCGGGGGCCUCCCACGCUGUGCUGCACUCCCCCUGCUGCUUAGUGUGGGGCCCCGAGGGCGACAGCUUGGCUGUUGGCAGCAGAGAGGGGGCCCUUCUUUUGUGGUCUUUGGGGGCCCUCAGGCAGUACUACAGGGCUGCUGCAGCUGCCCACAGCAGCAGGGGCCCCCUGGGGGGCCCCCCCGGGGGCCCCCUGGGGGGCCCCCCGGGGGCACCCCACCCGCAGGACCCUCUUCCGGGGCCCUUCAGGGGGCCCCUCUCCCACCUGCAGCAGCUGCAGGGCGAUGAGGGGGGAGUGGGGGCCCCCAGGUUGGGGGGGGCCCCCCCGGCCCUGGGGGCCCCGGGGGCCCCCGAGGCCCCGGAGGCCCCGGAGGCCCUAGAAGAAAUGGGGGCCCCCGGGGGCCCCCUGCAGGGCCCCAAGGGGCCCCGGAUGAGAGAUGGGUCUUCUCUGAAGACCCUCAGCACUGCCUCUACGCAGCCCUCCAGCAAUUCGCCCCCGGACACCCCGCUGGGCAGAGACGCGCAGCAGCAGCAGCAGCAGCAGCAGCAGCAGCAGCAGCAGCAGCUUGAGGGCAGCACAGGCUGCUCCGAAGGUAGCGCGGACGAGGGGGGGCCCCCAAGGCCUCCCAGCGCCCUCAAGGGGCCCCCCCCUGACCUGGGGGGCCCCGCUGCAGCUGCAGCAGACCCUCUGGGGCUGCUGCAGAGCUUUUUGCCCCUCUUUGGGGGCCCCAAGCUGCUCCUCUAUGAGCCUGAGGGGGCCCCUGGCAGCUUCCCGAGGGGCUGCAGCGAAGGCGGGGGGGCCCCGGGGGCCCCUGGGGCCCCCGGGGCCCCCGGGGCUCCCGGGGCCCCCGGGGCCCCAGGGGCCCCCGGGGCCCCCGGGGCCCCAGGGGCCCCAGGGGCCCCCAAGGCCCUUGUUUGUGGGUCUUGGCAGCUGGGAGUUUCUUCUUUUGUCUUGGGGGCCCAUGGGGGUCGAGUUCGUUGUUUGUCUUUUUGCAUGCAUGACCCCCGGGUGCUGCUGUCUUCUGGGGACACUGCAGCAGCAGCGCGAAGCCCGGGAGCAGCAGCAAGCUGCAGCAGCAGCAGCAGCAGCAGCUGCGGCAGCAGCAGGCUCAAGGCCUGGAUCAGAGAUGCCAGCGCUAUCCACCCGACUCCGCUUCUGGAUAUUUACAUGGAAGGAAUUACCACUUCUAUGCUCUGGAGCAAAUUUACCGGAGACCUGCUGCUUUCCCACAGCUGGCGGAGGCCCUGCGGGGGCCCCGAGGGGGCCCCCCUGGGGGCCCCCCAGGGGGGCCCCCAGGGGCCCCCAAGGAGGGGCAGGUCUUUGGGGCAUAAGGGCCGCGGGGGCGUCACUGUGUGGUGCUACUUAGGAGACGGCGGACAAGCCCUGCUGGAAUCGCAGCAGCAGCAGCAGCAGCAGCAGCGGCAGCAGCAGCGGGCGGGCAGGAGAGGGUUCGGGGGGGACUGGGGGCCCUCAGGGGGCCCCCCGGGGGCCCCCGACUGCUCGGCGCUGCUGCAGCCGCUGCUGCUGAAAGUUGGGGGUUUUGGCGAGCGGCCUGUGCGGCGGGACAGCAGCGGCAGAAGCAGCAGCAGCAGCAACCCUCUGAGCCCCACAGCAGCAGCAGCAGCAGCAGCAGACUCAGGGCUGCCGGGGGCCCCCCCGCUGCCCCCUGCGGGGCCCCGAGGGCCCCCUCGGAGCCGCCUGAGCCCCUACGGGGUUUCCCCCCACUUAGGCUCUCUCUACGGGGGCUGGGGGGGCCCCCCGGGAGGCCGGGGCAGGGCCUCCGCGGGGGCCCCCUGGGGGCCCCUGGGGGGGCCCCUCGGGGGGCCCCUCGGGGGGCCCCUCGGGGGCCCCCUGGGGGGGCCCCGGGGGGCCCCCCAGACCCAAGAGUACCCUGAGGCCCAGCCCUCAGGGGGCUACACAGACACAGACAACGCCGCUAGUUUAGUGCAGAGUGCAGAUGGCCGAGUGGUAGCGUACUGGUCGCUCCCCGCUGAGACAAUAGCUGUGUGGGCCCUAGGGUCCAAGAGGGGGCCCCCGGGGGCCCCCCAGGGGGCCCCGCCGGGGGCCCCCCGGGGGGCCCCCCGGGGGGCCCCCAGGGGCGGCGGCGCGGGGGCCCCCUCGGGGGGCCCCCUGGACUGGCUCUCAGAGCCAGAGGGGGACUGGUGA
Messenger RNA from Eimeria necatrix, 4038 nucleotides. RefSeq lists its product as hypothetical. The transcript is spliced from 3 exons. Lineage: Eukaryota; Apicomplexa; Conoidasida; Eucoccidiorida; Eimeriidae. Gene Ontology annotation, molecular function: protein binding. The record is from RefSeq and is a predicted model, not a curated record. Bases 1 to 4038 code for a protein of 1345 amino acids.